Molecule: messenger RNA, 3825 nt
Organism: Heteronotia binoei (common prickly gecko)
Lineage: Eukaryota; Metazoa; Chordata; Lepidosauria; Squamata; Gekkonidae
Gene: PLOD1
Product: procollagen-lysine,2-oxoglutarate 5-dioxygenase 1
Exons: 19
Coding region: 171-2360 (729 amino acids)
Biological process (GO): peptidyl-lysine hydroxylation
Cellular component (GO): endoplasmic reticulum
Molecular function (GO): L-ascorbic acid binding; iron ion binding; procollagen-lysine 5-dioxygenase activity
Source: RefSeq, a predicted model, not a curated record
GAAAGAGGAGCCCUCCCCCCUUCCUGCAAGAGGCGUGCUUAUUGCGUGGCACAGCAGCUCCGAGACGACAGGGAGGGACUUGUGCAAAGCAGAGCUACAUCCCAUCCGCCUCUCCAAAAAGCUUGAUUUUUUUUUUUUUGCAGGAUCCGCUGCAGAGAGCCCUUCCGAAGAUGCCCCUCGGACGUCUCCUUCUACCACUUCUACUGCUCCUGAUGAAUGAGGGAAGUUAUGGGUCCAAACAGCAGCAAGAUAAUUUAUUGGUUCUAACUGUGGCCACCAAGGAGACAGAAGGAUUCAGGCGGUUCCAGAGAUCAGCUCGGUUCUUCAAUUACAAAAUCCAGGUCCUUGGACUAAACGAAGAAUGGCAUGGUGGAGAUGACAAGAAGACAGCAGGAGGCGGGCAGAAGAUCCGUCUCUUGAAAUCAGCUUUGGAAGGCUAUGCAGACCAAGAGGAUUUGGUCAUUCUCUUCACAGAAAGUUAUGACGUUAUCUUUGCAUCGGGCCCUGCGGAACUGUUAAAGAAGUUCAGACAGGCUAAGUCCAAAGUUGUCUUCUCAUCAGAGACUCUCAUCUACCCUGACCGGAAACUGGAAGCCAAAUACCCACAAGUCCGAGAUGGGAAACGGUUCCUGGGUUCUGGAGGGUUCAUUGGCUACGCUCCGUAUCUCAGCAAACUCGUGGCAGAUUGGCAGGGGCAAGACAGUGACAGCGAUCAGCUCUUUUAUACCAGCGUCUUCUUGGAUCCAGAAAAGCGGGGAAACGUCAAUAUCUCUUUAGAUCACAGGUGUCGGAUCUUCCAAAAUCUGAAUGGUGCUCUAGAUGAGGUGGUGCUGAAGUUUGAACACGGUCGAGUGAGAGCACGAAACCUGGCAUUUGACACCCUUCCAGUUGUGAUUCACGGCAACGGCCCCACCAAGUUGCAGUUAAAUUACUUGGGAAACUACAUCCCGCAGAUAUGGACCUUUGAGACAGGUUGCACAGUUUGCAGCGAAGGCCUGAUGAGUCUCUCCACCCUCAAAGAAGAUGUGCUGCCGCUGGUCCUGAUCGGCAUCUUCAUUGAGCAGCCGACCCCCUUCCUCACCCCCUUCUUCCAAAGGCUUCAGAAGCUCAACUACCCAAAGAGACGGAUCCAGCUGUUUAUCCACAACCACGAAGAGCAUCAUCUCUCCCAGGUGGAUGACUUUGUGGAGGAGCACGGAGAAGAAUAUCGCUCCAUCAAAGUGAUCAGGCCAGAGGAUCGUGUGGAGAACGCUGACGCUCGGAACAUGGGCAUAGACAUGUGUAGGCAGGACCCUGUUUGCGAAUAUUACUUCAGCAUCGACGCGGAGACGGUGGUAAAGAACGUGGACAUUCUGCGCAUCCUGAUAGAGCAGAACAAGUUUGUGAUCGCCCCACUCGUCACCCGCCUGGGGAAGCUGUGGUCCAAUUUCUGGGGCGCCUUGAGUGCUGAUGGCUACUAUGCUCGCUCGGAGGACUACAUCGAUAUCGUUCAGGGACGGAGAGUCGGGCUCUGGAACGUCCCGUACAUUUCUAGCAUCUACCUGAUCAAAAGCAGCAUCCUCAGAUCUCAGCUCACUCAGGUUGACCUUUUCCAUGUCGGGAAGUUAGAUGCGGACAUGGCUUUCUGCCACAACAUCCGGGAGCAGGGCAUCUUCCUCUUUGUGAUGAAUCAGCAACACUUUGGGCACAUCCUCUCCUUGGAGAAUUACCAAACUGCUCAUCUCCACAACGAUCUUUGGCAGAUCUUUAGCAACCCAGAGGACUGGAAGGAAAAAUACAUCCAUGAAAACUACACCGCAGCUUUAAAAGGCAAGGGGGUAGAAACGCCCUGCCCAGAUGUGUACUGGUUUCCUCUGUUCACCGACACCGCUUGCGACGAACUGGUAGAAGAGAUGGAGAAUUUUGGCCAGUGGUCCAAGGGAGACAACUCAGACAACAGGAUCCUGGGAGGGUAUGAGAACGUGCCAACCAUCGACAUCCACAUGAAUCAGAUCAACUUUGAGCGGGAGUGGUACAAAUUCCUCCUGGAUUACAUCGCGCCCAUCACAGAGAAGCUGUACCCCGGGUACUACACCAAAACCCAGUUUGAGCUGGCUUUUGUGGUUCGCUAUAAACCUGAUGAGCAGCCGUCACUGAUGCCGCACCAUGACGCGUCCACUUUCACCAUCAACGUUGCCCUGAACCAUGUAGGGAUUGACUACGAAGGUGGAGGCUGCCACUUCCUGCGCUACAACUGUUCCAUCAGAGCCCCCCGGAAAGGGUGGACCCUCAUGCACCCAGGCCGCCUGACCCAUUACCAUGAAGGCCUCCCCACCACCAAAGGGACUCGUUACAUUGCUGUGUCCUUUCUCGAUCCGUAGACCUGCGUCUUCCAAAAGAAGAAAGACAGGGAUAUCUUACCAGCUUUUGCACCAAAAAAAUAAAAAAUACACCUCCUGAAAACUUCCCAAACAGAUUUGCUGGAUGCAGAUAUGUGACACGAUCCCUUCUGCAAACACACACGGCUACUCUGCAUUGGACAGCUUCAUCUUCCUGUUUCUCAUUCCUGUUUUUCACUUGGAUUUCUGCCCAGCCGCAGGGAGGGGGGCGUCUUGGUUUGAAAACUCUGCUAUUGUUUUGAAGAGGGAGAGACCCAUGGACCACCGCCUCCAUCUUGGUUUCCUCCAGCCUGCAAAGAAAAACUCGUUUCUGUUGGAUGAGCUUGAAGUCACGGCACGUUAGAGAGCUGUGAAGGCUUGCAAAACCCUUCGGUGCUGUGCCAUGUAGGUGCUAUUUUUAGCGAAUGCUUUUUUCUCCUCCCCAAGUGAAUCUGAAUGCUUGUGAAUCCUUUGUGGCUAAAUAAAGGGAUUCCCUCCAGUCAGCUAUGCCAAAGCAAAUGCACAGAGGACGCCACUCCGUUAGAAACAACUCCCAAAGUUGGAAGCGUUCCACAAUCCACACAUCUCUCCCCAGCAGGAUACGUGAACUCUCCCUUCGAGCGGAGUCUACCCAACGUUCUGCAGGGGAGAUGCCAGCCCCAAGGGGGGCAUUUUGCAACCCAGCCUGCCCUCCUCUGGCCAGCAAUGUUCUGCUGCGGGACCCCACUUUACCUGGCAUGAGAGGAGGGCACAGGAGAAGCUGAAAUGCCUUCAUCUGCUUCUGCGCCUGUCGCCCCUGAAACCUCGGAGCUGGGUGUGGCAGCCAGUGGGUUAUCCCAAGCAGCCAUUGGAAUACCAGCUCAAGCCAGACUCAGUCUCAGAAAUUCUCCCUUUAGAGUGCCUCUGAGCUUCUGAAGAGCGCCCCUGCCUUUGAAUGGAGCAAAAGUGUUGUUUUCUUCAGAACACUCAAACGGAUCCUAGACCAAAACACUUCUGAUCAUGAGCAGCGUGCUUUUGCCUUCUGCCUGGACACAGCUUUUUACACCGCACAGUGUGAGGGUAUAGUCCCUUUGAGCAUGUGCCAAGUGCCCUUGCUUCCGCAGGGUCCCGUCUUCUUUCUUCUAACUCACGCAAAUAAGAAUACUUGACAACCACACUAUUAUUUUGGCCUUACAGUCUCUUUUGCUGGCAGCAGCUGGGCGGGAGGAGAAGAGUCUGGCCGGACCAUUGCAAUUCUGUGAAGAACAGACUAGCUGGUGCUUCAGUUACGUGCGCAUCUGUUCCCCCCCCUUCGGUGCCAUGUCCAAAGCUGCCCCAAUCCAACGCUUGUGAGAAGCUUUCCGAGAGCUGUACAUUAUUUAUUCAAUAGAAUCAACCUUCUUUUAGAUGUUUUAAAAAUCAUGUAGGGGGUUUAGGUGUACAGAUUUUUCAACUGGAGAUUUUUACAUUAAAACGUUUACAAAAACAA